AUGCCUCUCAUUCGUAUUGAGGUGUGCGACUUCAAGUCUUAUAGGGGCCACCAAAUUAUUGGCCCAUUCCAUAACUUUACCUCUGUGAUAGGACCCAAUGGUGCCGGCAAGUCCAACCUGAUGGACGCAAUCUCGUUUGUUCUCGGUGUGAAGAGCGCGCAGUUGCGCAGUAGCCAAUUGAAAGAUCUUGUAUACCGCGGCAGGCGGCUUGCUCGCGACCCAGACGCCGACGGGUCUGAUGCUGGUCGCGACGAGGAUGGUGACGAAGAGGAUGAGCAGGGGGAGGGAGAAGGAACAGCUAAGAAGGCGUGGGUGCUUGCCGUAUUUGAGGACAGCGAAAAGAAGGAGUGGCAGUUUCAGCGGACCAUUAACACAAGUGGCACGUCCGAAUACAAGCUGAAUGGAAAAGUCGGCACAUACUCUGUGUACAAUGCUGCUCUGGUAUCGCACAACAUCCUCGUGAAAGCGAAGAACUUCCUCGUCUUCCAGGGCGACGUCGAGGCUGUGGCAUCGCAGUCGCCGAAGGAGCUGUCACGGCUGAUUGACCAAAUCAGCGGUUCGCUGGAACUCGCGGGGGAGUACGAGCGCGCGAAGGAGGACCAGGAGCGCGCGACGGAGAAUGCGACGUUCAACUUCACCAAGCGGCGUGGCAUCGCGGGAGAGAUCAAGCAAUACAAAGAACAGAAGACCGAAGCGGAGCGUUUCGAGUCGCUGUGUGACGAAAAGGAUGACCUGAUUCUACACAGGAUUCUAUUCAAGCUGUACCACAUUCAGGAGGAGCUCGAGGAACAUGCGCAGGAGAUUAGGACGAAGAAUGAGGAGCUGGUUGGACUGCGCGAGGAGCAGCGUGUGCACGACAAGGCACUCCAAGACGCCCGUGCGGACCAGGCGAAGGCGCGCACCGCAGUCAUGCAGAAGGAGAAGCGGAUCAAAAAAGCGGAGAAGACGCUUGACGCCAAGAGACCGGACCUUGUCCAGGUCGACACGCAGAUCAAGCACUCAGAGCGCAAGCGCGACAAUGCGCUCAAGGAACGCGAGAAGGCGGGCGUAGCUGGACAGAAACAGAGAGACGAGUUGCGAGUGCUGAGGGCCGACCUAGAGAAGGUGCAGAGAGCUGCCGAUGCAGCUCAAGAGGCGCAAAGAAGAGCUGCCCAGGCCAGCAUGUCUCUGAGCGCAGAGAGCUUGGAGGAGUACCGUCGAUUGAAAAAUGAUGCAAGCAUUCUUGCGGUAGAAGAGCGACAGGCACUCGAUACGCUUUCUAGAGAUGAAAAGACGUCUUCUCGGGCACUAGCGCAGCUAAAGGAUAAACACGAGCAGCAGAUGCAAAAGGCCGAGAAGCUUGGCGAGGACAAGAGAGUGCAGAGCGAGAAGAGAUCCGAGCUGGAGGCCAAAGUUGCCAGUCUCCACGGAGAGCUUACAAAGGCGAGGCAAGAGCUAGAUAAUCAGCAGUCUGAGCGAACACGGAUUGCCCAACUUGAGGCGGAAAUCAAUGAGAAGCUAGUUGACGUUCACAACAAGCUCUUGCAAGCGGGUGUUGAUCAGAAGGAGUCAGAACGAGAAGCGAAGCUCAAGGAAACGCUGGCCAGUCUGCAGCGAAUCUUCCCUGGCGUCCGUGGCCGAGUGGUUGACCUAUGCAAACCGGCACAGAGGAAGUACGAGACAGCUGUCUCCGUCGUUCUUGGCCGGAACAUUGAUGCUGUAGUGGUAGACGAAGAGAAGACCGCAAUCGACUGCAUCGAGUACAUGCGCAACCAGCGUGCGGGCCAAGCGACAUUUAUACCGCUUGACACGAUCCAGGUGAAGCCCAUCAACGAUAAGUUUCGUUCGUUCGCCAAGGGUGCACGGCUGGCGGUCGAUGUUAUCCAGUACGAGGCCGCGGUGGAACGCGCGAUGCAUCACGCGUGCGGGAAUGCGCUGGUGUGCGACACGAUGGAGAUUGCGCGGUACGUGUGCUAUGAGAAAGGGCAGGAGGUCAAGGCGGUUACUUUGGAGGGAACCAUCAUCCAUAAGAGCGGGUUGAUUACCGGAGGCCGCAGUUCACAUGGUGGUGGGCGCCAGUGGGAGGAGAAGGACGUGCAAGGUCUCCAGCGUGUUCGUGACAACCUGUUGAGUCAGCUGCGGGACCUCAACAAGAACAAGCCCCGCGGUAAGGCCGAUGAAAACCUCAUUGCUGAGAUCACCCGCCUUGAGUCCGCACAUACGAUUGCGAAGGAUGAUCUGAGCGCGUGCAAACUUCGGUUGAACGGCAUCAAGGACGAAAUAAAGCAUGUUGACAGAGAGCUUAAGCAGAUUCAGCCGGAGUUGAGGAAGGCCCAGUCAGCCUAUGACACGCUCAAAGAGAAGGUCGACGAGCUCACAACAGUGGUCAACGCCGCCGAGGAUGAGGUUUUCUCUGACUUCUGCCGCAGAAUUGGCGUGGCAAACAUCCGGGAAUACGAGGAGCGCCAACUGAAGGUCGCCCGUGCGGAGGGUGAAGCACGAUUGCAAUUCCAGACGCAGAUAGCUCGUCUGACUCAUCAGUCCAAUUUCUCUGAAGAGCAAUUGCAAGUCUCUGAGGAGCGUCUGAAUAUCAUUGACACUUUGAUCGAAGCUGAAGAGGCGAAUAUUGUGCGGCUUCAAGAGAACCAAACCAACAUCAAAGAGGAGAUCGAUGAAGUGGAAGGUGCAAUCGGCGCUCUUCGAGAAGAGCUCCAGAAUCUCACCGAAGUGUUGGAGGAAAAGACGAAGCAAGUAGAGCAGGUUAAGCGAACCACUACCAAGUCUGCGAAGGUACUGGAUCAAGCAUUGAAGGAGAUUGCAAACGGAAAUGAUGAGAUUGAAAAGUUAGGUCUGGAGCGGUCCGCUAUCUAUCGAAAGUGCAGAUUGGAUGAAGUCAAACUACCACUCGUAGAGGGAAACCUGAAGAAUGUCCCCAUGGAAGAGAACCUCCGUGAUGAGGUAGCUAUGGACGUAGAUGAGGACGAAGAUGGCACGCAACCUGUUAAGAGGAUUCCGGAUUACGGCAUUGAGGUGGACUUCGAGGCGUUGGAUGACGAUGAACGUGGGGACGUAUCUGCCGAUGCCGUUGCUGGAUUUGACCGGAAGAUAGCCAAGUUGAACUCCGAGAUUGAGCGAAUGGCACCUAACAUGAAAGCCAUGGACAGGUUGGACGAUGUUGAAACGAAAUUGUUGGAAACCGAGAAGGAAGCGGACAAAGCACGCAAGGACUCGAAGACCGCCCGGGAUCAGUUCAACGACGUCAAACGUCGCCGCUGUGAACUAUUCAACAAGGCGUACAACCAUAUCUCGGAAAGGAUUGAUCAGGUGUACAAAGAUCUCACUAAGGGUAAAGCGGCGCCAAUGGGUGGUGUCGCUUAUCUCAGUCUGGAGGACAGCGAGGAGCCAUAUGUUGCCGGUAUCAAGUAUCACGCAAUGCCUCCCAUGAAGCGUUUUCGAGAUAUGGAACAGUUGUCCGGUGGCGAAAAGACUAUUGCUGCUCUUGCACUCCUCUUUGCCAUCCACAGUUAUCAACCAUCACCAUUCUUCGUCCUCGACGAAGUUGAUGCAGCUCUAGACAACACAAACGUGGCGAAGAUCGCCAAUUACAUUCGAUCUCAUGCCUCAGAGACCUUCCAGUUCAUUGUCAUCAGUCUGAAGGGAUCCCUAUAUGAGCGUAGCAAUUCACUUGUGGGCAUCUACCGUGACCAGGAUGUCAAUAGCUCGCGCACAUUAACACUUGACCUGACGCAAUACGAUGACUGA
Messenger RNA from Sparassis crispa, 3741 nucleotides. Its product is annotated as Structural maintenance of chromosomes protein. The coding region runs from base 1 to 3741 and encodes 1246 amino acids. Gene Ontology annotation, molecular function: ATP hydrolysis activity; ATP binding; protein binding. The record is from RefSeq and is a predicted model, not a curated record. Lineage: Eukaryota; Fungi; Basidiomycota; Agaricomycetes; Polyporales; Sparassidaceae. The transcript is spliced from 24 exons. Gene Ontology annotation, cellular component: nucleus; chromosome; cohesin complex. Gene Ontology annotation, biological process: sister chromatid cohesion.